Messenger RNA from Trematomus bernacchii (emerald rockcod), 3756 nucleotides. RefSeq lists its product as uncharacterized. Gene Ontology annotation, molecular function: zinc ion binding; nucleic acid binding. NCBI's taxonomy places the organism in Eukaryota, Metazoa, Chordata, Actinopteri, Perciformes, Nototheniidae. The record is from RefSeq and is a predicted model, not a curated record. The transcript is spliced from 5 exons. The coding region runs from base 1 to 3756 and encodes 1251 amino acids.
AUGGUAUCUCCCCUGCCAGGUAAGUAUGAGUUGGAUGGGAAGGACAUUUCGAACCACGAGGAGAAAGGAGCGAUGGCCGGGAGGGCCGAUGACGGACAGCCGAUCCCAAGAGUCGGGCUGAGAUUCACACUGCGCUUCCAGGCAGUUGGAGCAGACGAAGAUGUCGUAUCGAGGACGUGGUUCUGCAGGAAAGUCAUCAUGGAGCAGCUCCAUCUGAAAGUUGAUGUCAUCUACUGCCUACAAUGGAACCAGCAGGAGAAGGCUUUCGACGUCACCCUAAAGGACGAGCAAGUAUACACAAAGGUUGCUAAGGACUGUGUUGCUGCUGCUAUGCAAGGACGUGUCGGGGACGCCAUGGGGAUCUGGACGGGUCUAGGGCAGUUCCAGGUGCUUCUUGGGUCUGGGCCAGAGGGUUUUGGCGGCCUCGGGCACCCGCCUGCCUCCUUCAGCCUUGGAGCAGAUCGAGGGUACCUUUUCUACCCGCGUCAGCCAGCUUUCUGCAGGCGGUGCAGGCAAUCAGGCCACGUUGAGGGAGGGUGCGCUGGCGCCAGCUGCCGUUUUUGUGGCCAAAGAGGACAUGAGGCCAAAGACUGUACAGUGCCCAAGGCCUGCCAUGGCUGCAGUGGGAUCGACCAUCUAUACAGAAGCUGUCCUGAGCGUAGGAGGACGUUUGCGGAGGUAGCCGGGGCCAACAACCGGAGGGAAACGGAGUUCGAGGACCUUCUGGAAGGGCUUAUCCAGUGCCAGAAGAAUAUGUUUCCGGUGGGCACGGGGGAGGCCGCGGCGGUGGAGCGGGUACCGGGCGGCGGCUCGGGGUCUGACAGCGUGGGCCGAGGGCCUGCGGGGAAUACGGACUCAACUGUAGCAGCCGAUUUGGGUGUCAAGCCUGGGAUACGUAAAAUACAGGAGGCUUUCGGAACAGAGGCUCCAGAAGACAAUGGGGACUGCUCGCAGGUCGGAGACAGUAAAAGGCCAAAGACAGAGGGGACGAGGAGGAAGGGGCGGGCCAAAGAGGUGGUGGCGGUGGUGGAUGAAGGAGAUGGGCAGCAGAAGAGGGAGGGGCCAGGGAAGGACAGUGACCAGGGGAGGGGUAAAGCGGACGAUGGCCAUGGUUUGGGUGGAGGGAUGGUGGGGGAGGACCCAGGGGUUGUAGGGGUUGGGCUCCAGUCUGGUUUGCCACUGGACCGGGGGCUGCCGGCUGCUCCACUGCUGCAGCCACCUCCCUUGGGGGAUGACACACAAGGGGGCGUUGUGAGUCCCUCCACCUCUUCAAGUGUGGUUCCUGUGUUAUGGGCCGACCAGAUGGACAGUUUCAGUGAAGACCCCUAUGCAUCCUCGGUACGGGCUAAAAAAGCAAGGCAGGUGGUGACAGGGUUUAGGGACAGUCAGGGUAUUGUAGUGACAGAAGAGGGCCAGGUGGUGAGGGUUGCCACGGAUCAUUUCAGGGACAGCUUUAAGGAGAAAGAUGUGGGAAGAGGGGAUGAUUUCCUGGAACUGCUGGAUCGCCAGGUUCCAGGGGACAUAGUGCAGGCUUUAGAGGUCCCUCUAACAGUUAGCGAAUUGGAGGGUGCGCUCAACAGAAUGAACAAGGGUAAGGUGCCAGGAAUUGAUGGCUUACCUGUGGAAUUUUAUGCAAAGUUCUGGAGCAUAUUAGGGCCAGUAUUGUUGGAGGUGCUGACAGAGGUACUGCAGGCAGGAGAAAUGAGCGGGUCUUUAGCCACCGGGGUGAUCUCCCUCCUGUAUAAGAAGGGGGAUCGCACUGAAAUAGGUAACUGGCGACCUUUGACCAUGCUGUGUGUGGACUAUAAACUCUUUAUCAAACUCUUAGCAGCACGUAUGUCUUUAUUCUUAGAAGAGCUGAUCCACCCGGAUCAAGCCUGUGCCGUGCCGGGGAGGAAGAUCACAGACAGCCUCCUAUUGAUCCGAGACACCAUCUGCUUUGCGAGAGAUAGAAACUUUCAGCUUGUAGUCCUAAAUUUAGACUUUGAGAAAGCCUUUGACCGGCUCUCACACCAGUACCUUUUCCAGGUAUUAAAACAAAUGGGGUUCCCGAAGAGGUUUAUAGACUGGGUGGCACUGCUGUAUCGGGGCACUACCAGCAAGUUUAUUGUAAAUGGGCAUCUGACAAAAGCAGUCAAUAUAAACUGUGGUGUCCGUCAAGGUUGUCCACUAUCAGCCCUCCUCUACAUUAUUUGUAUAGAACCACUUGCACAGAUCUUGAGAAGGGACCAACAAAUCACUGGGGUACAUAUUCCAGGGAGCGGGGGCCUUCAAACAAAAUGUAUCUUAUAUAUGGAUGACAUCAACCUUUUAUGUACUGAUCUUUUAUCUGUCAACAGGACGCUGGACUUAACUGACUGGUUUGGACAGGCCUCUGGGUCAAAAUUGAACAUAAGCAAGACGCAAGCCCAAUUUUAUGGACCGUGGACAGAGACUGAGAAGACAGGACUUCCCCUGACUGUGACCCAGACCGAACAAAAGAUACUCGGGAUUCAAUUUGACAAUGAAGGGGGAGGGAAAACUAAUUGGACGAGUUUGGUAGGGAAAGUCAGACAGAGACUAGGAUACUGGGGACUUAGAGGACUGACCAUGGAAGGCAAGGUUUUAAUCAUCAAAGCAGUGAUCUUACCUCUGCUUCUACUGGUCGGUUCUGUUUUUAUCCCACCCAGGAGAGUGCUUCUAGAGCUAGAACGAGCAAUAUUUUAUUUUCUGUGGGGCUCCAAGUGGGAAAGGAUAACAAGAAAGGAGAUGAAAAAGUCAAAACAGAAAGGGGGGAAAGGAGUUCCAGACCUCCACUUGUUUCUAGGAAGCAGAUAUGCAGCACUCCACAUCUACGCUGCCACUGCCCCCUCCAAAAACCCAAAGACGGCGGCAAUGACAAGAUUCUGGAUGGGGACCUUUUUAAGAAGGAUAAAGAUCUUACCAAUUGACCUCAAAGUACCAGUGUCCUUUAACCUGCCACCACCUUAUGCUUUUAUACAAACAUUUUUAAAGAAACUUCAGCUUGAGCAGGAGGGUUUGCACAUUUUACCUAAUCAUCGCUCCCUUCUCUCUGUUGUGCAGGAGCGAGAACCAGUGAGUCCAGUGCACGGGCUCGCUUUCGGUGAGCCCUCAACAGUUUGGUGCAACGUGAACCAUCCCACUCUGACAAACAGACUCCGAGAUAUGUCAUGGAUGGUGGCUCAUGAGAUCCUCCCAGUCAGGUCCGUAAUGCACUCCCGGGGCAUGGCGGCAAACCCAACUUGCCCCCGACCAGGCUGUGGCGCACCUGAGACGGUGAGGCAUCUGCUCUGGGAGUGCAGCGCUGCCGUAGACCAGUGGGCAAAGGCCGACUCCUUACAAUUCCCGUGCUUGCCGGCAAGGGAGGUCCUCACAGCACAGCUGGUAAUGUAUGGGGUGAGCCAAAAACAAGACUGUUCUAGGGUCUUUUCUAAGCAAUGGCUCACCCUAGCUGCCAUCAAAGACGCCAUAUGGACCUCCAGAAACUUGCUGGUAAGAAGGCACAUGCAGAUCCCCCCCGUGGCUGUGAUCCGGAUGGCUGCAGCAACAAUAAAAUCAGCGACAUGCGGCACGCCCAGGACACAGCCACAAAGAAGAAUCGCCUCUGUGCUCAUUCGGACGAAGGAGUCGGAGCCACACGGGAAAGGUCAAAGCAGCGCAGGCCCGACUCUCCAGGAAAGACAGGUGGGAAGGAGCAACAGGGUGGGGGUCUCCUCUGAGCACCUUGACAAGACUCAGAGAGACACAACCUGUUAA